UCUAACGUGGUCCGAAGCACUGGUUGAGCUCAUCAGCUCUCGGCUCAGAGGGUUUCAGCAGCCUGGGGUUCAGGUCACCCUCUCCCUCUCCUUGCCCAGAGGCUGCAGGAGGGAUGACUCUGCAGGGCGACAGGGGCGGUUCAGUAGGUGGCAAGGUGCUGGUCUCGGGCACACUCUUGGUCACCCUGUUGAACUGUGGCGGACUGGUCUACCUCUUCCUACAGUCCGGCAACCUCAGGUCGCAGAUGGACGCGUUGGAGAAUCGCUUGGAGGAACUGUCCGGGACCUGGUCCCUGGAGCUUAUCUCGAGUCUAACCCAGGACGCCCGUGAACUGGCUGAGCAGAAGAACCGGAAUAGGCGAAGCCAACACAACUCUGGGACCCAGGGAGCAGCCGAGGACAGCAUCAUGAUGAUGACUUAUUCAAUGAUCCCAGUUCGAAUCUUAGUGGACUUGUGCAACAGCACAAAGGGGAUAUGCUUGACAGGGCCACCGGGACCAGUUGGAUCUCCAGGUCCCCCUGGUUUGGAUGGUCCACCUGGAUUGAAUGGUUCAGAUGGACUCAUUGGACUUCCUGGACCACCUGGGAAGGAAGGCAAGCGAGCUCGGAAAGCCUCCCCUGGACCGAGAGGGGAGCAGGGAGAGGCAGGACCCAAGGGUGACACAGGAGAGCCCGGCCCACCUGGGUCAGAUGGGUUACCCGGUCCUAUGGGUGUUCCUGGACCAAAAGGCGAGAAAGGAGAACCUCAUAAUGAGAUCAUCUUAGAAGGUCAGAGAGGUCCCACCGGCCCGCCUGGACAACCAGGGUCUCCGGGCCCAGCUGGACCCCCUGGUCCUCCAGGUUCCAGAGGGAAGUCCCGAAAACAGCAGAACCUGGUCAGCCACGGUAAAGCCCAUGCUGAACCGAACGAUGAUACUUUAAUCAGAAGAACAUCUGCGCAGAAAAUACAGAGCUCGUUUACAAAGAAAGCUGGACGUGUCAUCAAAUCAGUGGAUGACCCUAACAAUGUGACAAAGAUAGAAAACACAUUUGGAGCAUGGAUGAAAGACCACGCGAUGAAACACAGUGAACAGAUUUGGAUUGUUGAGCACUUCUCAGGACUGACAAUAAAGGAGUAUGAAAAUUUAGAAGCACUCAAGAAUGGAAGUAACUUCAAAACAAUAACAUUGCCAUACUUCUUCCAUGGCUGUGGACAUGCGGUGUACAACGGCUCCAUUUAUUAUCACAAAGGAGGAUCAGAUAAUAUUAUAAAAUUUCCUCUGGAUGGGAAACAGGUCCAGCGUAUGAAAAUGGACAAUGCUUUGCACAACAAUCGCAACUAUCUCUUUCAAAACGCAAAGACUUAUUUUGAUUUAUCUGCAGACAAAAGUGGGCUUUGGAUAAUCUAUGCUUCUAGUCACGACGAAAACAUUGUGGUUGGCCAGAUUGAGAGCGAUGAAAAAUCAUUUGCCAUAAUUCAGAAUAUUAACACCACUUACCCCAAAUCAAAGGCAGGAAAUGCAUUCAUUGCACGUAGCAUUCUCUACCUCACAGACACCACCGACUCCAAAGUAGUUUUUGCAUUUGAUUUGUUGAAAGAAAAGCAACUUGAUGUAAAUUUUGAUUUAAGAUCAUCAAAUGAUAUGCUUACAAUGAUAUCAUACAAUCCACAUGAUCAUCAAGUGCAUACAUGGGAAAAUGGCUACUUAAGAACGUAUGGUCUACAGUUUUUACCAGCUGAAUAAAUGCAGGUGAUUGCAAUAAUUUGUGCACGUGUUAACUGGCGUAGCUACUAAGGAGAUUUUCACAAGGUAAAUAAUUUCCCCUAAUGCCAUAAUAAUACAAUGUUUAAAUAUUUUUGACAUUUGCACAAAAUAUCUAACAUUUUUAAUAUUUCAGCACCAUGUACAAAUUGUUAAUUGUCACUUUUACACCUUUUAAUGUUCUAUAAUUCAACAUUAUGUGAUUAAUGCUGUUUAUAUCAGUGGUUAAUAAAAUGUUCAAUGGAUCAAC
This is a messenger RNA of Amblyraja radiata (thorny skate), 1992 nucleotides long. It is a transcript of the gene gldn, whose product is annotated as gliomedin. Gene Ontology annotation, biological process: signal transduction. Gene Ontology annotation, cellular component: cell surface. The record is from RefSeq and is a predicted model, not a curated record. The transcript has 10 exons. Lineage: Eukaryota; Metazoa; Chordata; Chondrichthyes; Rajiformes; Rajidae. Bases 114 to 1724 code for a protein of 536 amino acids.